Molecule: messenger RNA, 3790 nt
Organism: Nycticebus coucang (slow loris)
Lineage: Eukaryota; Metazoa; Chordata; Mammalia; Primates; Lorisidae
Gene: TSPAN4
Product: tetraspanin 4
Exons: 7
Coding region: 2364-3044 (226 amino acids)
Cellular component (GO): membrane
Source: RefSeq, a predicted model, not a curated record
GGGGUGGGGGUCCACGCUGUGUACCUGCUCCAAGGUGGUGCGGUGGUCUUCUUUAGCUCCCUGUGUCCACCUGCCUUGUCAGGCUGCACUGCGGCUGUGUUCUGCUGUCCCCAAGCCCCAGCCUGGCAUCCCCUUUCUCCUAUCUCAGGACUCACCUUGAAGCCCCCAUUCUCUGAAAGGCAGACCCUUCCCCAGUAUCUCAUGUGAUACCUGGCUUCCUGAGGCAUUCCUGGGCUGAGGCUGGGCCACACCUCCCAUACCCUUUGCUGCAGGGCUGGGACCCUGGCUGAGGCCACAGCCCCUGACUGGACCUGGAGUGGCCUCAGGUCCUACUUGGGGGAGGGGGGGAAGGGGUAGCUCCAGGUGAGUCCUGCGUGUAUUGUAUGUGAUGGGAUUCUCCAGCAGAGUCCUUGGUGUGUCCUGGGAGGGUGGGGCUACUUGGGGGAGGGGUCUGUACACAGCCUCCAGCCUUGAGUUGAGGGGGAGUUUCUAAGGGAGCCGGAGCCUGCAGGUGGCACAUGUAGUGGUCAUGAUGGUGGGGGACCCACUCCCAGAUCCACAGACGCCUGCCCUCCUUGGACAAGCAAGAUCCUCACUGGGUGGUGACAGCUCCCCUGGGAAGCCCCUGAUGUCCCUCUUGGCGUGCAGUGGUGUGCAGCCUGGUUAGGGCCAGGGCCCUGUGAUGGGAGCCCUGUCCUUGUGGGGGGGCCAAAGCAGGGCCCAUGAGUGGGGAGAGGUGAGGAUUAGGGCUGUAUAGCCCCUGGGACCCCUGCCCCCUUGCUUUCUGCCUCUGCCAGCAAAGCUCUUACCAUAAUGGAAUCAUGAUCCCUGGGUCCUGAGGGAGGAAAGAGGCUGCUCUUCUUGCCCUCCCUUCCUCCACCCCACAGGCAUGCGGGUGUUCUGGUUGGAGGUGGGCUGGGCUCCUCAGCAAGGUGAGGCUAUUUCUGCAGCUCCCACGUGGCCAGCUGUGGGCCGUGGAAGGUCUGUCCACUUUCCUGCUCAGGCCUUAACCAGAGCCUGCCACUCUUGGGCAGCAGGCAUCACUCCUUCCCGCCCCAGCAUAGGCCUUACGAAAAGCCUGGCUGUCCACUGAUUGUAUGGUCUGGGCCUGUCUGGGCAAGUCAGCCCCUGGGCAAGUCCUGUCCUCCUCAGGCCUCAGUGUCUGGUAUGUACCAGAAGUCUGUGCAGGGUCAGCGUCUCCAGACACUGCCUGGCAUGGGAGGGGUACAGGUCCCAUCUCAGCUGCAACCCAGUCUGCUGACUCCCAAGUGGGCAGAGGCCUGAGCUGGAGGAGGUGCAGGGCCAGUCAGGUGUGCAGGGCCCAAGCUCUUCUUCCCUUGUCCCCACCAGAAGGGGACUGAGAGGCUGCCCUGGCUUGCCUUGCCAGGGCAUCAACCUUGCACUGGGGCUCUGCAGCCUCACGCCCACACUUGUCCCCAGAGAGGGUCCUGGCAGUGCUGGGGCUUCUGCUCUGAGAUCAAUGCAGAGCUGCAGGGGGAGGUGCCUCUGGGUCCUUGGCUUUCUCUCCCCUUUGAUGAUGUUCGACAGGUAGGUGUGCCCAGCCUGCCUAUUGCUGGGCUUUGGGCAGGGCACUUCAACAAGACAGAGGAGGGGACCCUGAAGGCAGCCAAGGACCUGCAUCCAGUUCUCGGGGCCUCUGGUGCUGCCUUUGGCAUCCUGCGUAUCUUCAGUGAGGAUGGCAGCAAACACACAAUGGUCCAUUUCUGCAGAAGCCACAUGUCUGUUCUUUGGGGAGAUUGUGGCUCUUUGAUGGAUUGAGGGUGGCAGCAGUUGGUGGAGGGGGGACCCUGCCUACCUAGCUAUGAGCUCCAGGUGGCUGUUUUCACCCAUUGACCCAGAUGCAGCUCCAUGGGGAUUCUGUGGGUCCCUAGAGUCCAGCCUGCUGGCAGGGCAGGCGAGCCAGGCCCCUGUGUGGAGAGAACCUUAUAGAUGUGGAACAGGAGUGGAGGACUCUCUGUGGCAAGGACUUGGCCUCAGCUGCUAAGAGCUGCAGGGGACAGGUGGAGAGGUCAGGAGACUUGUGUGCAAGAAGGGGGAAUGCUCCUGGUGGGUCCCGGGUCCCAGCUCCACCUGCCCACAGCAAGACCCUGGCCCCAACUUCCUGGCCUGGCAGUGGCCCUUCCUCUCCUCUCCCAAGUGGCCUUGCCAAGGCCACAGUCUGUCCUCUGGAUGCCCCUAGGCCCAGCUAGCAAACUCCUACUCACCCUGAAGCACCCAGCUCUGCUGCCCUGGGAAGCCUGGCCUGCUGGCAAGGGCUGCUUUGCUCUCCCUGCCUUGGACUCUGGCCUCAGUGCAUCCUUGGUCAGUGGGGUGUUGGCAGUCUCCUCCUCUGGGAGCCUUGGAUGCACCUGGAGAGCCCCAGGAUCAGGCUGGGAGGCUGUGGUGUUCUGGGCGUCGGCAUCUGGCUGGCCGCCACGCAGGGGAACUUCGCCACACUGUCCUCCUCCUUCCCGUCUCUGUCGGCUGCCAACCUGCUCAUUGUCACCGGUGCCUUCGUCAUGGCCAUCGGCUUCGUGGGCUGCAUUGGGGCCAUCAAGGAGAACAAGUGCCUCCUGCUCACCUUCUUCGUGAUGCUGCUGCUCGUGUUCCUACUGGAGGCCACCAUUGCUAUCCUCUUCUUCGCCUACACUGACAAGAUUGACAGGUACGCCCAGCGAGACCUGAAGAAGGGCCUGCACCUGUAUGGCACACAGGGCAACGUGGGCCUGACCAACGCCUGGAGCAUCAUCCAGACUGAUUUCCGCUGCUGCGGUGUCUCCAACUAUACUGACUGGUUCGAGGUGUACAACGCCACGCGCGUGCCUGACUCCUGCUGCCUAGAGUUCAGUGAGAGCUGCGGGUUGCACACGCCCGGCACCUGGUGGAAAGCGCCCUGCUAUGAGACGGUGAAGAUGUGGCUCCAAGAGAACCUGCUGGCCGUAGGAGUCUUUGGGCUGUGCACGGCGCUGGUGCAGAUUUUGGGCCUGACUUUUGCCAUGACCAUGUACUGCCAGGUGGUCAAGGCGGACACCUACUGCACGUAGGCUGCCUGCCAUGCCUGCUUCUCUGCCAAAGGCCACCACCUGCUGGGAGAUGGCCACACUUAACACCCACCUUUCCUGACAGGAUUUGGUGCUGCAUUCAGGGCUGGGCACAGGGGAGGGGAGGAGCAGGUGCCUGUAGCCCCUGGAUUGCCCUCUCUGCACUGGGUGGGAGGAGCAGCCCAGUGUGGCUGUAGUAUCCAGGGCUGGGGGCACGGGGGGCUUCCGGCAUUUUUAUAUCUGUGUAGUCUCUAGAGCAGUGUUCACGCAGGGUGGGGGGUGCAGGGGCCAGGUCUCAGCUGAGGUUACCCACUGGUGCUGGUGCCCCAGGCAGGGUGCAGGCCCUGUCAUCCACCUUCCAUCAGGCACAAGGGCUCCAGGUAUCUUAAUAAAAGUGCGUGAGCAGCAGCCCCAGUGUGUGUCCCUGGUUUCCUCCCUGAGGUGCUGGCUAUGGCUGUGGACAUUCCCACCAAUGCAACCUGGGACUUGUUGUGGGGUUGGCUGCAGAGGACAGAGCCACAGACCUUCAGUCUGAAGGAAAGCCCUUGUAGAAGCCCUAGAAGUGGUAUGGAGGCCCCAGGGGAUGUUCCUGAGCACCCUCACCAUCCACUCCCUGUCUGGGCACUGCCUCUCUCCAUCUCAUCCCUCCCCAAGGUGUCCUCUCACCCCAUGAUCUGCACCCCUCUUUCUUUCUAGGAGCUCUGCUCUUCUAUGUGGACUGGCAGGAGCAAAAUAAUUGUCAUGCAGUU